GGCACACUGCCCUGCUUCCGUGCUAUGGCGCGAGGUCGUCCCCACAGUUAGCUCGAAUUCAACAAGGAGAAAUCGACUGCUCUUGAGAAAAGGCUGCACUCGUGAGUAGGAGCUCUUUGCAUGCAUGGUUUGCAGGAGCAUGCCUCCCCAGACAAGCAAAGCACAAGGAAGGGGCGGGAGCUUAGCAGCCGGGACAGUGGUUGUGGCAUGUAUGUUCGUGUAAAAGCAAGUCCAUGGGAGGUGAUCUGCAAGGUCGUACACAGCAAGCAGGCGCCGAACUUCGUGCCAGGAGGGAGAGGGAUCUACGGGUAGUGUGGCAUGUGUGUUCAUGUGAAAGCAAGUGCAUACGAGGUGAUCUGCAAGGUCGUACACAGCGUGACAGCGAGCACGCGCCAAACUUCGUGCCAGGAGGGAGUGGGAUCCACGGCGUCUUUCUCAAGCGCGGUUGUUCUCAUCACUUGAAGCCACUUGUGGUGUCACAACGAUUGGGAGUUGGCAUGCGAUGGCCCAGCGUGGAGAGCAAGCAAAAGAGCAGAGGAGGAAAGAAGCACAAGGAGUCCCGUAGUGGAAGACCGCAGGGAUCUAGUAGGAGAUUCGGUGAGCUUGCAUAUCAAGGCAUUUUCGUGCAAGGAGAGAACGGGAAGCUGCUUACUCUUGGGCGCAUUCUGCGGGUAUCAAUGGAUAUCAUUACCACAUGUGUCGGGGAGGUGUGUGGUAGGGCGAUAGUGAUUCAUGAGCUACGCCAUCGGCAGGGCGACGGGAAGGGGCUGGAUUUCAGAUACAGCAAGCGGGUGGCAACUUCCUCCGUAUGUCAUUACAGGGUAAUGGCAAACGGGGCGUUGGUUCUGGAACUGUGUAUAGGGUUGGGGUACUGUGAGGACCUAUCAUGCGAGGUUACUGUUUUUGUGACCAAAGCUUCAGAGGAUGUUCCUAAUGUGGCUCCACGUGGGGGGGUUGAUGUACUUGAGGGGAUGGCAAAGUUAGUAACCAGUGACUUGCUACAGGAGCAUGCGGAUCGACAAGUUGAUUUCGUGGAGUGGGAGGCCAUUCUUCAGGCACCUUUAGAGGAGAGAAGGGGUAUGCGUGGCGUGUUACGUAUUGCCGAUAGUUAUAAUUGGUAGUGGCGGUAACGUACGCGCAUUAUGACCAUUGGGUGUACGUUGGAUAUCCUAAGCACUUGAAAAUUCAGCAUUCAGAUUAUUAGCCAGCUUGGGAGUCUAGUUGUUCAGGGCGGUGGUGAGUAUGAAAGGUUGGGUGUCUCCCGAUAGUCGAUGUUCAAGGCAGUGGGGACAGAUUAGAACUACCUGUUGCAGUCAGUCAGUGUAAAGGAUAAGUGGUUUUGGUCAUAGAAUGAAAGGUGGAGGGUCGUAUAUGUUUGUAUUGGUCCGGUGCUGCCAGCUCAGCAGUGAACCUUUUUUUGUCGCAUGAUGUCCAGGUUUGGUUCUUGGCUUUACAUCAGGAAGUCAUGACGGAAGAUUGUUCAUGUGAAAAACGUUUUUUGGAGAAAGAUUGGUGUGUGGGUGAAUUCAAUUCUACUUCUAAUUGUUUUAUAAUGCCUUUCGUAUUGAUUGGUUUCAAUUGUAGCAUUCAAUUCAUUCGUUUUUCUAAAAGGCUUUUAAAGGUACGACUGCUGGGCUGAUGUCUGCAUUUGCGAGAGCGUGAACCCGUUAACCUCUCUCUUCGAAUUUGAGGAGGUCUGAGGUUUGUACGAUAUUAAAUACUCUGUUUUGUGUUCAUUGUCAUUGACGAGGAAGAGGAUGAGGAGGAGGACAGAGGAGAACUUAUCGGUCAGCGGUAUGCCAAUCUGGUGAGCUGGACUACGGGAUCUGCCUGCAGUGUGUGAACAAGCAAGUGUAAAGCACUGAUUGUGCCGAAGCUGCAUCCACGCCGUGUUGGAAAGGCCGUCACAUACAUCGAGAGGAAGUCUGCAGUGGAAGGGCUGGUCGACAAAGACAAAAAAGUGCAGGAGCGACAAACUGCUUUUUUCAUAGCCUUUUGGGAAGAGGCACCAAGAAUCACUCGUAGCCACAACGAAAGAGUGAUUGAGAACGACAAACCGUCAGGAAAAGCCCUACAGACAGAGUCUGUCGUCAAGGACAUAGCGCAUUUGGUUGUUGUUACCUCUACUGAAGUUUGGAUAUCAAAAUCUUGUUAAAGGUGAAAAUCGUUACGCUGGUCGGUUGAUCAGAGAGUCCUCCAGUUUGCUCUGACAUAUGGCGGCUGAUAGCCAACCAGAAA
Molecule: messenger RNA, 2238 nt
Organism: Chara braunii
Lineage: Eukaryota; Viridiplantae; Streptophyta; Charophyceae; Charales; Characeae
Source: the annotation of a GenBank genome assembly